Messenger RNA from Penicillium vulpinum, 558 nucleotides. RefSeq names its product peptidyl-tRNA hydrolase domain protein. Gene Ontology annotation, molecular function: translation release factor activity. Gene Ontology annotation, biological process: mitochondrial translational termination. The coding region runs from base 1 to 558 and encodes 185 amino acids. The transcript has 3 exons. Lineage: Eukaryota; Fungi; Ascomycota; Eurotiomycetes; Eurotiales; Aspergillaceae. The record is from RefSeq and is a predicted model, not a curated record. Gene Ontology annotation, cellular component: mitochondrial large ribosomal subunit.
AUGUAUUCUCAAUUGCGUGUACACUGCUUUCGAGUGUCCUUGAGAAGAUUUACCUCUCAAGUUGAUCAAGAUGUACAACUAGCCAGGGAUUGGCUCAAAACCUUCAAUUCCAAGACCAUUCCCCGCAACAUCUGUGAGGUCUCUUUCAGUCGGUCUAGCGGUCCGGGCGGGCAAAAUGUGAACAAGUCAGUGGCUCCACUUGAUCGGGUCAACUCCAAGGCCACUUUGAAAGUCCCAUUGGAUGCAUUGCUGCCCUUGGUGCCCCGUCUAAUGCACCAUCCACUACGCACUUCCCGAUAUGCCGCCGAAAGAACUCAAUGUCUAGUCAUCCAAUCGGACGAGGAGCGAAAACAGUCUAAUAAUGUGGAAUCCUGCUUUGACAAGCUCCAUCAGUUAUUGAAGAGCUCGGCCAAUGAAGUGAUUCCUGGGGAAACAUCCCAAGCGCAAAGAGAUCGCGUGCGAAAGUUACAAAAGGCUCAAAAUGAGACUCGGAUUAAAGACAAGAAACAACACAGCGACAAGAAAAGUAGUCGCCGGGGAAGCAAAUACGAUGAUUGA